AUGUCCUCCAAUCUAUCGAGAGGCGCACUGCGCCCUCUGGCUUUCCGCCUUGCCGCUCGACACUCCGUCCUCCCGAUGCACCCCCGGUGGGUUCGCCACAUCAAUGUGCCUCCCCGCACACCCAAGAAGCCUGCAGGGUCGAAUCGGCGGCUGGUUAUGUUCUUCUUUGCCGCACUGUUCUCAGCAGGGGCCGUGGUCGCCUACCCUAUCGUCUUCCAGAAGCAAGAACCUGCGAAGCCCAUACAGGCCGAGCUUGAGUUUGAGAAGAAGAGGAAACGGCCCAAGUCCAAGGAGGACAAUCGCGACCUGAUCAGUUCGCAACACCUCCAGGUCAAGGAUAGCUGGGAGCACCCUGGAGUGUACGCAUGGGGUGCCAACUCGGGCAAGGUGGCCGCGCCGGGCUUGGCAGAUACGGUGGUUAAACUGCCGCGGAGAAUACCCUACUUUGACGGCAAACUGCUCCGCGACCUAAAGCUUGAUCGUGACUUUGGAGCAGCGAUUCUGGAGAAUGGUGACCUCGUGCAAUGGGGGAAUGCAUUCUCCACCGAGGCCUCGGAGCCCAUCCCAACACUCAAGGGCAAAGAUCUCGUCAAGAUUAGUUUAUCUCGGGACCGUAUCCUGGCAUUGUCCUCCGGCGGCAAUGUCUACUCGAUCCCUGCUUCUCAGAACGAUCAAACUCAGGGAGAGAAGGGAGAGCAAUCGUCUUCCGGAUCCCUCUGGUCCAAUGCCUCCCCGGUCAGCUACCGGACCCUUCUGCCAGCAAAUCUUGGUUGGCGAGAGAAGGUAGUCGACAUCAGCAGCGGUCUGGAGCACUGUCUUCUGCUGACCUCGAGUGGACGUGUCUUCUCCGCGGCCUCCAGCAGCGAGGCUUUUCCGGAUAAGGGUCAGAUGGGUGUCCCUGGCCUCACGUGGAACACUAGGCCUAAGGGGCCGUUUGACCAGCCGCACGAGAUCGCUGCCUUGCGGGGAUUCAAGAUAACCAAAGUGGCUGCGGGUGACUAUCACUCCUUGGUUCUGGACAAUCAAGGCAGGGUCUUCAGCUUUGGCGACAACUCUGUGGGGCAACUCGGCUUCCCAGUGCAGCCCGAAACGCCUCUGACUGACGUCCCGUCUAUGCUGCCUUUCACAAAACUGUACAGUGGCACCAAUCUACUUCCACAAGUCACUUCGAUUGCAGCUGGCGGGGCGAACUCUUUCUUCACGGUCGACGCCACACGUGUAGCCGCACAAGGAAGCGAUGACACGGUUUCCAGGUCGAACCUGGGCAAGGUCGUCGCCGACACCUGGGCCUGUGGAGAGGGCAUCCAUGGGGGCCUCGGGACCGGCAAGUGGACUCACAUCUCGGGCGGCCCGACCAAGAUCAAGGCUCUUUCCAACCUAUUUGAAUACGACGAGAAGAAGCAGAGCGUCGUCCCCAUCCGCCUCUCCGACAUCUCUGUGGGCAGCACGCAUGCUGCCGCCGUUAUGGACAACGUCACGAACCUCGCAGCGGCUCAACAGAAGUCGGAGAACGAUACCAACUGGGGAGCCGACAUCGUCUGGUGGGGCGGCAACGAGUUCUACCAGUUGGGCUCGGGGAAGAGAAACAAUGUCAACGAGCCCAUGUAUAUCGGGCCGUUGGAUGGCGGCAGAGGUGAUGCUGCCAAAGGCCGCAAGGGCGAGGCUCACCGGUUCCAGAUCACGCCGCGAACGACAGUGCGGCUAGGAGAAGGAGGCAAGGGCCGCAAGGUGCAGAUGGAGCAGCGCGUGGAAUGCGGCAGAUACGUGACAGCAGUGUACUCGAGUGUAUGA
Molecule: messenger RNA, 1791 nt
Organism: Thyridium curvatum
Lineage: Eukaryota; Fungi; Ascomycota; Sordariomycetes; Thyridiales; Thyridiaceae
Exons: 1
Coding region: 1-1791 (596 amino acids)
Biological process (GO): mitochondrial respiratory chain complex III assembly
Cellular component (GO): mitochondrial inner membrane
Source: RefSeq, a predicted model, not a curated record